ACAUAGUUUACUCACAUUUUAAUAUCAUAGGCUUCAAGCUCUAGAGACGUUUCCUAGAAACCCGCGAUAUCAUAUAGCGGAAUGUAUAUGAGGACAAAACUCAUGAGAUCUGCUUCGAUACACAAUCGACAAGAGCUUGCGACUUAAGGACAUGGUAACUGUUUUAAAACCUACUAAAAAAUCUUGAAAAUCAUGGGUAAUUUCUACUGUGUGGAAAUUUUAUCGUUAUCCUAAUAAUAUUGUAAAUAUGCAAGUUUGGAUGCUUGUUACUCUUUCAUCACGUUUUUUGGAGUAUUUAAAUUCGUGACGAAGAUCCACGUAACUAAUCGAUAACUCAACAGCUGUCGCAUUUAUCGUGUACGUAUAUGCUACUUGCAUUAUAUUAUAUCGUUACAUCACGAAAUGAGUUUAAAAUCAUAAUACAUACCUAGUUCGAAUUAAUUAUUUAAAAAUGGGCUCUUUAGUUGAUGUUCUUGUACCUUUACCUACAUGUGUCUACACACUUGUGUAAACAUUUUGAUCUACAUUACAUUUUCAUCAAUACAUACAAUAUCAGUUGAUAUUACAAUCGUUUCCUUGCUUACUGAAAAUGUAUCCUUUAAUUAUAUGGAUAGUUAUAGUUAUCGGUAGCGAGUUGGGUGCAGCGCAAGAGUUCUAUGAAACCGAUGUAAAUUUUAGAGUAGAGGCGGGUACGACAACGUGUUUUUUCGAAAAGGGUGAAGCCGGUCAGACGAUGGAGUUGUAUUACCAAGUGCUGGACGGCCAACACGGGGACUUGGACAUAUCGGUCGACGUCACGGAUCCCACGGGAGCUUCUCUAGUGUCCGAUUACAAAAAAUCGCAAAACUCCAUUAUAAUGGAGUUGGCGCACGACGGCGACUACAUGUUUUGCUUGGACAACACUUACAGUAUAAUGAAUUCCAAACUAGUGUUCGUGUAUGUAGUCAUAGAGGACAGGGUAGGGUACAAAGACGAAGAAACGGUAGUGAGCACAGUGGACGGAGACGGAAAGGAACAUGUGGAGGAAGAAAUUCUAGAAUGGAUGGGGACUGACGAAGAGGGAAAGAACUAUACUAUAGCGGUGACGGUGAUAAUAGAGUCGAUGAAGCGCAUGCUCGGCCACGUGGUUCACGCACGCCGUAUGCUCGACAUGUACGCGGCGACUAAGUCCCGCGACAGCUACUCGGCGCUAGAAGAUACGUUCGUAGUAGAUUUGUGGUCGGCUUUCCAGAUUGUCUUCAUGACUUGUGUGGGAAUGUUACAGGUUUAUAUGAUAAAGAAGUUAUUUGACUCGCCUUGUCCUAUUGCAAAGUAUUAAAUUUCUUAUAUAAAAUUGACUUUAGUAUCAUUUUACAAAAAAAACUAAGGGGUUCUGAGAAGUAAAACUAUUACUGUGUACGUAAAACAUCAUAUUUAAGCAUGUCAUUGAUAAAAAAUUAUUAUCCAUCAAGCAUUUACUUUUAUUAUAUUGCAUCAAUGCCAAUUGCCAAGGUAUAUGCAGUAACCUUUGAACUAAAGCUAAAACUGUACAUUAAAUUACCUACACCACACAAUGGAAAAUAAACAUAUUUACUUAAGAAUGCUAUUUACUUAAGAAUGAUAACUCAUAACUACAUGAUAAUUUAUUCAUACCUAUAGCUAGUAGUUUUAGUUGUCUCACUGCCAAAAAUAUAAACCUAUAUUUAUAUACCUAACUUCAUUGAGUACUACUAACUUCAAAAAAAUUAAUUAUGCAACAAUUGUAAUGUUUUUGUUGAUAUCAUCAAAUAAUUUAAUUACUUGCUUUUUCAAGAUCCAAUCUCAUAGUUCAUGUUUUUGCAUAUAACACAAUUCUAUAAAUAAAUAUUAUUUUAAUGUUAGUCUGUCUGUCUUUUCAUUAUUUAUGCACUACAUACACAUCGUUCAUCUGAUGGACUUUUUAAUAUUAUUUUACUAAC
This is a messenger RNA of Maniola jurtina (meadow brown), 1937 nucleotides long. Its product is annotated as transmembrane emp24 domain-containing protein 1-like. Lineage: Eukaryota; Metazoa; Arthropoda; Insecta; Lepidoptera; Nymphalidae. The record is from RefSeq and is a predicted model, not a curated record. The transcript has a single exon. The coding region runs from base 590 to 1318 and encodes 242 amino acids. Gene Ontology annotation, biological process: Golgi organization; intracellular protein transport; endoplasmic reticulum to Golgi vesicle-mediated transport. Gene Ontology annotation, cellular component: endoplasmic reticulum-Golgi intermediate compartment; COPII-coated ER to Golgi transport vesicle; Golgi apparatus.